Heterotrigona itama is the source of this 2005-nucleotide messenger RNA. The record is from the annotation of a GenBank genome assembly. Lineage: Eukaryota; Metazoa; Arthropoda; Insecta; Hymenoptera; Apidae.
AUGGCGCUACAUACGCAGCGGGACUAUCAUACUAUCGGAGAUCCAGGCAGAUACGCGUUGAGGACACUCAAGCAUGGUGAAAAAAAUUGUUUCCAAACAUAUAAUCUAGACGUGUCGAAAAUAAAUUGUAAGGAAGAUUUUCUACGCUGUAUUGGUCUUCAAAGAAGAAACUCUCAGUACAAAUAUAAAAUAAUAAACAGUGGUCGUAAAAUGAAAAGGAUUAAUAUUCCCAAUGGUGUAAUAUUGCGUGACUGCUCCAUUGUUAUCCUGGGGGUGGCAUGCGAAUUAUGUGGAAAAUGUUUUAAAUGUGAAACUGACUUGAAUAUACACAUUUCGUUGAAACACUGGACUUACGAAAAGAUUCAUAGCACAAAUAUAGAAAGAACUCGAUGCACGAAAAAUGAAAUCGAGGUAUGUGAAAAAUUCCUAAAAUCUUUCAACAAUACGACGAUUGAGCCUGCCAAAAGUUUUGCAACGAGAGAGCACAAAAUGGUGCCUUUAACUUUGAAAAUAGGAGAGGAAGUUAUUGCCAAAAAAUUAAUGAAGCGAAAGCAUUUGAAGAAAGCCCUCGACAAGAUUCAAAUCGAAUCGGGUCGUAAAACGGAAUUAAUUGCGGGCAAAAAUAUGCAUGGAAGUACUGUUUCUUGUAUCGAUCCUGUUGUGUUCAAUAGUCCUUACCAAUGUUGCAACCCGUCUGUGCACGCGGUACAAUGUUCGAAUCGAUAUUUGGCUAGCAAUAUUGUAGCAAGCGAGCAGGUGGUUCGUGAGAAAAUUAUAGCGCGGGAGAAAAUUGACGCUUCGAACAGGUUGAAGGAAUCAUGCGCAAUACUAGGGAAUAAAAAAUGUGACGUUACGGUUCAUGGCGCGUCGACGACAUCUCUUGAGUUAAAUAUGUCGUUUAUAACUGAAAAUUGUAAUAUACACGAACUGGGUGUUUCUAAAGAAAACAAUUUGAAAGAAGUUAUUUCGACAUCUUUGAGUGAUACUUUAAUAUUUAACGAACUGUGUAAGGCACAGUUCACUGCAGCAUCAAACACAAUUUUGAACUGUGAUAGUAUUACAUCUUCGAAGGGUACGUGUACUCAAUGGACGAAUAUCAAGCCAGAAAACGUUACUGAGAACACGAAACAAGAAGAUAUCAGCACAAAUCAAAAAGACUUCACUUUAAACAAGAUGGAAAAAUAUACGUCGAAAAAGAUGACUGACGAUUUAGACGAUGACUCUAAAACGAUACAUCUGAUACUGCCGUUUAUUGUGCCAAUAGUCGUGCCAAAUGCAAGUGUUCCAAGUUCACCAGUCAAAGUUACGAUACAAGCAACAACAACAGAGCAAAGGAAACAGGAGCAACAAGAUAUGAAGAAGAUGGAAGAUCUAGGGUUGCAUUUACUAGAGAAGGUGAUCGAUUGUACGAAGAAGAAGAAACGUUCGAAAUCUAAUAGCAAGUCUAGCGACACGAAUGACGAUUGUGCCAAAGAAAAGAAGAAGAGAAUUAUAACUGAAUCGAAUAGUGAUUGUAAAAAUCAGACCAAAGAAAAACACACUUCAGGCAUGAAGGAGCAUGCGAAAGCACAAGGUUUCAAUAGCAUAACGACAAUAGGUGUUGUAGUGCCUGAUAACGUGAAGGAAAAUUUGAUGACACACAAUGAGAAUAUAGACAUAGCGGAAAUGACUCGACGAUAUGGCAUUAAUUAUUACAACGAUGUGUCCAAGAUAAAUGAUAACGCGCAGAGUGUCCAGGAACCUGUUAGUCGAUUCCUUGUCCCGUCUUCCGGCGAAAUGGAAAACAGGAGUAAUGGAACGAUUGUAAUAGAUCUAGUCGUCGAUGAAUAGCAAUAGGAGCAAUAGCCCCGAUGGAUGAUUAGCGUAGUUUUACAAAAUACUUUGUUCGUUGUUGCGAACCAAUGAUGGAUUUGUUUUCCGAACAAUACAUAAUGAAACGAAAAUGUUGGAACAUUUGUUUGAUACUUUUUUUAUAUAUUUUUUUAUAUAGUUAAGCAAGUAUUAA